AGGUGGCCCCUUCACGGCGACUAAUGGAGGUUGCGAGGCUUCAUGAUCUAUACGUACAUGCAAAACUAGGUGCGGAGCAGCCGCUGCCACUAUCUCCACCUCCACCAUACCUCCUCCAUCCACCUUCCAUCUUGCCACUCCGCCGUCCGCGCCACACGAAUGAUAGCAGUGGCGGCGAAGAGCUCGAGGUUCCUCUCUGCCCUCCGUCCACACCCUCACAAGAACGCAGACCGGGGGCAACACACAGAUAUUUUCUCGGCACGCGGUGCCAUGGCUGCACUCUCCGUUCAAGCGUCGUGGCCUUUCCCUCGGGAGUGCCACCACAAGGAACAUGCAGUGUUGUUGCUGCCAUCGCUUGGAUUGAUCUGUUGUAUCAGUGAUAUGUGCGUCUGUGGUACAGUCCUAUAGAUGAACUAUGCCGCCUUUUCUUCUAAAGAAAGUGGUCACGGGCAACAAAGCUUGGAGAUGGAAAAAUGGGACGUUCAGGACAAUUCUGUUAAUAACAAUUAAUCGGUGAGAAUUCAUCCACAAGUCAGAGGACGAGUUAUGCCCAGUCUAUAAGUCGUUGUUGUAUCA
Molecule: messenger RNA, 576 nt
Organism: Triticum aestivum (bread wheat)
Lineage: Eukaryota; Viridiplantae; Streptophyta; Magnoliopsida; Poales; Poaceae
Exons: 3
Coding region: 24-380 (118 amino acids)
Source: RefSeq, a predicted model, not a curated record